AAACAAAAUGUCAGUCAGUGUGCAUGAGAACCGCAAGUCCAGGGCCAGCACUGGCUCCAUUAACAUCUAUCUGUUUCACAAGUCCUCCUAUGCUGACAGUGUUCUCACACACUUGAACCUUCUACGCCAGCAGCGCCUCUUCACUGAUGUCCUCCUCCACGCCGGAAACCGAACCUUCCCCUGCCACCGGGCUGUGCUGGCUGCAUGCAGCCGCUACUUUGAAGCCAUGUUUAGUGGUGGCCUGAAAGAGAGCCAGGACAGUGAAGUCAACUUCGACAACUCCAUCCACCCAGAAGUCUUGGAGCUGUUGCUUGACUAUGCAUACUCCUCCCGGGUCAUAAUCAAUGAAGAAAAUGCAGAAUCGCUCCUGGAAGCAGGUGACAUGCUGGAGUUUCAAGACAUACGGGAUGCAUGUGCAGAGUUUCUGGAAAAGAACCUGCAUCCCACCAACUGCCUGGGGAUGCUGCUGUUGUCCGAUGCACAUCAGUGCACCAAGCUGUACGAACUCUCCUGGAGGAUGUGUCUUAGCAACUUCCAGACCAUCAGGAAAAAUGAAGAUUUCCUCCAGCUGCCCCAGGACAUGGUGGUACAGCUCUUGUCCAGUGAAGAGCUGGAGACGGAAGAUGAAAGGCUCGUGUACGAGUCUGCAAUUAACUGGAUCAGCUACGACCUGAAGAAGCGCUACUGCUACCUCCCAGAACUGUUGCAGACAGUGAGGCUGGCUCUCCUGCCUGCCAUCUAUCUCAUGGAGAAUGUGGCCAUGGAAGAACUCAUCACCAAGCAGAAGAAGAGCAAGGAGAUUGUGGAAGAGGCCAUCAGGUGCAAAUUGAAAAUCCUACAGAAUGAUGGGGUAGUAACCAGCCUCUGUGCCCGGCCUCGGAAAACCGGCCAUGCCCUCUUCCUGCUGGGAGGACAGACUUUCAUGUGUGACAAACUGUAUCUGGUAGACCAGAAGGCAAAAGAAAUCAUCCCCAAGGCUGACAUCCCCAGCCCAAGAAAAGAGUUCAGUGCAUGUGCAAUUGGCUGCAAAGUAUACAUUACUGGGGGGCGGGGAUCAGAAAAUGGGGUCUCAAAAGAUGUCUGGGUUUAUGAUACCUUGCAUGAGGAGUGGUCCAAAGCUGCACCCAUGCUGGUGGCCAGGUUUGGCCAUGGCUCUGCUGAACUUAAGCACUGCCUGUAUGUGGUCGGGGGGCACACAGCUGCAACUGGCUGCCUCCCGGCCUCCCCCUCAGUCUCUCUAAAGCAAGUAGAACAGUAUGACCCCACAACCAACAAAUGGUCCAUGGUGGCCCCACUCCGAGAAGGUGUUAGCAAUGCGGCAGUAGUGAGUGCCAAACUCAAGUUGUUUGCUUUCGGAGGUACCAGUGUCAGCCAUGACAAGCUCCCCAAGGUUCAGUGUUAUGAUCAGUGUGAAAACAGGUGGACGGUACCAGCCACUUGCCCUCAGCCCUGGCGUUACACAGCCGCAGCCGUGCUGGGUAACCAGAUUUUUAUCAUGGGGGGAGAUACAGAGUUCUCCGCCUGCUCUGCUUAUAAAUUCAAUAGUGAGACUUACCAGUGGACCAAGGUGGGAGACGUGACAGCAAAACGCAUGAGCUGCCAUGCUGUGGCCUCCGGAAACAAACUCUACGUGGUUGGAGGAUACUUUGGCAUUCAGCGAUGCAAAACCUUGGAUUGCUAUGAUCCAACUUUAGAUGUGUGGAACAGUAUAACCACAGUCCCAUACUCACUGAUUCCUACUGCGUUUGUCAGCACCUGGAAACAUCUGCCAUCUUAAGUGCAGUGCAUCCUAAAUAG
Molecule: messenger RNA, 1797 nt
Organism: Orycteropus afer afer
Lineage: Eukaryota; Metazoa; Chordata; Mammalia; Tubulidentata; Orycteropodidae
Gene: ENC1
Product: ectodermal-neural cortex 1
Molecular function (GO): protein binding
Source: RefSeq, a predicted model, not a curated record